AUGAGCAAAUUUGAAGAUGGAGAGGUGUUCUCAGCUACAUAUGGCCAAUGGGGAUACUGGCCAGUAAGAAUAGCAAAACACAGUGAAGUUAGCGGAAACACAUUGAAAGGAAAAAAAGAUAAUAUAUUAGUUUACUUUUUUGGUUCUCAUGAUUAUGGAUUUGUAAAAGAUAGUCAAUUUAAAUCAUACGAUCCAAAUGAUUUACAUAAACAAAAGUUUAAAUUGAGUGAUGUAAAGAAACUUCAAAAAUCAAUAGAGGAAGCAAAUGAAUGGUUAAAAACAGAUAAUAAAAUAUUUCCAAUUUACGUUCCACCUUCAAGAAGGUCUGCAAUAAAAAAAGAAGCUAUUGACUCAUCAUCAUCAUUAUCAUCAUCUUCAUCUUCAUCUUCAUCAUCUUCUUCAUCAACUUCUUCACCUUCUCCAUCAUUAUCAUCAACAUCAACAUCAUCGACUACAACUACAACCACAAUCACUACAUCUACACAAUCAAAUACAGGAACACAAUCAACUACAGGAACACAAUCAACUACAGGAACACAACUAACAACAGCAACAUCACCACCGAAUGAUUCAAGUUUAAUUACGAGUAGGAAAAGGAAUAUAACAUCAUCAUUAUAUACAACGUUAUUUAAUGGAUCAACAAUUAAUAAUAGUAGUGGUAGAGUAACUAGACAAUCUUCUAUAAUGGCUAAUCCAAUAGCAAAAUUAGAACAUACAUUAUCAAUGCUUCAAGAAAAACAGCCAUCAUCUUCAUCAUCUUCUUCUUCAACAGCAACGACGGCACCAUCAUCAUCAUCAUCAUCAUCAUCAUCAUCAUCAACACUAGCAUCAUCAUCAUCAUCAUCAUCAUCAUCAACAACAAAUAUUCAUAAUGUUAAAAAAGAAAAAGAUAUUUUAACAUCAACAACAAAUUAUUUACAAAAGCAAAAACAACAUAGAGAAAGGGAAAAUUUUGAAAGAUUAGAAAAAGAAAAACAGAUAGAGUUAGAAAUGGAAAUACUUGAAAAAGAAAAAGAAUCGAAAAGAUUAGAAAGAGAAAAACAAAAACAGAUAGAGUUAGAAAAUAAUAAUAAUAAUAAUAAUAAUAAUAAUAAUAAUAAUAAUAAUAAUAAUAAUAAUAAUAAUAAUAAUAAUAAUAAUAAUAAUAAUAAUAAUAAUAAUAAUAAUAAUAAUAAUAAUAAUAAUAACAACAAUAAUAAUAAUAAUAAUAAUAAUAACAAUAAUAAUACUUUAAAUGAUAGUACAUACAUUGAAGAGGGUCAAAACGAUGAAAAUAAUAUCAACAACAAUAAUAAUAGUAUGCUCACUCAAUCUAUAACACCAAUUAGACCUAGACGAAUGACAUUAACUAUUAGUAAAACACCAAAGUCAAAUAAUAAGAGCGCAAAGAAAAAAGAUCAAGAUCUUUUACCUUUCACAUCACCAUCACCAAUUAAAUUUAGACCAAGUAUUUCAUCACCAUCAAAUAAUAGUAAUAAUGGUAUGCUUGCUAAUACCUCAACUGCUAGUAGUGGUUUUAGUAGUGGCAAUAGUGGUAAUGGUAGUAGUAGUAGUAGUGGUAGUAGUAAUGAUAAUAAUAAUAAUAAUAAUAAUAAUAAUAAUAAUAAUAAUAAUAAUAAUAAUAAUAAUAAUAAUAAUAAUAAUAAUAUAAUAUUUAAAAAUAGCCCAAUUAUUCCAAUUGUAAAAAAAGAAAAAAAAGAUGGAACAGAAGUGGAUUUUGUUCAUCGAGAUUUAUUAAAUCAAUUCAACGAAACAUUGGAACCACCAAAACAAAUUAAUCAUAAUACUAAUUCACUACUGACACCACCAACUCCACCACCAACUCCACCACCAACUCCACCACCACCUCAUUUUAAUAAUAGUAAUAAUAAUAAUAUCAAUAACAAUGAUAAUAUCAAUAACAAAGAUAAUAGGAAUGAAUUUUUGUUAGAAACUGAAAUGAUUCAUUUAUUAGCAUUAAAACCUUACACUAUUAUAGAUUUAAAGAGUAAAGUGAAUAAUUUACUUUUACAAUGUAAUGUUGUUGAUCAACAACAACAACAACAACAACAACAACAACAACAACAACAACAACAACAACAACAACAACAACAACAACAACAACAUGAUAGUCUAUUUCAAAGGAUAUUAUCAUCAAUUUCAUUUGAAAAUGAAUAUCAACAAUGGGUUAUUUUACCAGAGAAAUAUCAUUUAGUUAAUGAAAAUUGGUAUUCAACAGAGUCUGAAAGGAAAACUUUAAGAAAAAGGAAAUUAGAAUCAGAGAUGGUCGAAGAUUUUAAUGGUACAAUUACAACAACCACUACAACCACUACAACUGUAACAACAACUACACCAUCAUCAUUAGAAAAUAAUAUUAUGAAAUCACCAUCUUCUACUAUAUUACCAUCUUCAAUUAGUAGUGGAGGAAGUAGUAGUAGUAGUAGUGGAGGUAGUAAUGGUAUUGGUAAUAGUGUAAAUUGUACACCAAGAGGUAAAAUAUUAUUAUCACCAACAAUGUCGCCUCAAAAAUCAUUAAAGAAAAAGAAAAUAUAUGAAAAUUCUCCAAUUAAAAGUUCAAAAAAACAACAACAACAACAACAACACCACCAAUUACAACCAAUACCAAUUCAACUUCAAACAACCACACCAAAUAAAAGACAACAAAAACAUGAAGAUUUAGAUACAACGAAUACACCAUUAGAGUCAACAUAUGUUUAUGAUGAUAAUGAAAUCGAAGGUAAUGAAAAUAGUAUCGUCGUUGAAAACACUAAUAAUAACAAUAAUAAUAAUAAUUAUGGUAGUGGCGAAGAAGAAGAGGAUGACCUUAUUGAAUCCACACAACCAGCACAUCAACACAUGUUUAAUAGUAUCAUUCAAAUAAAUAAUAACCAACAACAACAACAACAACAACAACAACAACAACAACAACAACACCAACACCAACAACAACAACAACAACAACAACAAUCUAAUAUCAUUCAAUUUAGUAAUAAUCAAUUAAAUAAUGAUAGUGUAAAUAAUAUAAAUUUAACACCAGGUACCCCUUCAUCUGGUUCAAGUGCAACUAAACAACAGUCACCAUUUCCAUCUACUAUACCACCAACACAAAUGGUAGGUUCACCUUUAAGAGUAAAUAAUAAUGGAACAAAUUCACCAUCCACUAUUACAAAAAUAACUCACAAAUUUAAUAAUAACUUCAAUAACAAUAACAUAAGUAAUAAUAAUAAUAAUGACCAACAAGAAGAAGACUUUAUUCCACCAACACUUCCUGUUGAUUUUCAGUAUGAGCCAACCAAAAACAAUAACAAUAAUAACAAUAAUAAUAAUAGUGUAAUGAUAAGUAAUAAUCAAAAGAAUCAAUCAAAAUCAACAUGUACAAGUACAAACAAUAGUGUUGUAAUUGUUAAUAAUCAAUGUAGUAGACAAUCUUUAAUACCUAAUAAUCAAACCAAUAGUAGUAUUCCAAUGGUAAUAGAUCCAAAAAUGAUUCAAAAAAUUAAAAAUGAAUUAAAAGUCGAACUAAGGAAUGAAAUUAAAAAUGAAUUAAAGAUUGAAUUAAGAAAUGAGCUCUUGGAAGAGAUAAACAAAAAGAAUCAACAAGUUCAAGAAUUAUUUAUUCAAUCAAUUGGUGAUAUUGGAGAAACAUUAUCAAUUUUGAAAAAUAAUAUUAAAUUUUUUCAACAAAAUUAA
Molecule: messenger RNA, 3669 nt
Organism: Dictyostelium discoideum AX4
Lineage: Eukaryota; Evosea; Eumycetozoa; Dictyosteliales; Dictyosteliaceae
Exons: 3
Coding region: 1-3669 (1222 amino acids)
Source: RefSeq, a predicted model, not a curated record